Molecule: messenger RNA, 606 nt
Organism: Closterium sp. Naga37s-1
Lineage: Eukaryota; Viridiplantae; Streptophyta; Zygnematophyceae; Desmidiales; Closteriaceae
Source: the annotation of a GenBank genome assembly
GAACAAGGUGUAUAACUCAUUGGUGGUUGUCGAGCACCUUAUCAUCUAUGGAGCCGGUCACAUACGGGAAGAUCUUCGGAAGAAAUACCUCACCAUGCUGGAAGUAUUCUCGAAAGAUUUUCGUUGUGUGGACAAGAGAGAUGGCACCGACCAUGGAUACUCCGUUCGUGUAAAGGCCGCUGCUGUUUUGAACCUUCUUUUGUCCGAGUCUCUUGCUGACGAAGAGAGAAUGAAGAUGGGACACCAAGGGUCUUACUCCAGUGAAGCAUCCUCAAACGCAACAUCACGAUCUUCGAGCAAUCCUGAAGCAUUUUCAAGUGGAGAGAUAGGCGGGAAUUCGUUUCUACAUUCACUUCAAACGCUCACGAUAAUGUCACCGUCUGAAGCGUCCAAGGAUUCUGACUUUCGGAGUCCGAUCCCCGCGUUGCCACCACCACCCAGUGAUACUCGACGACACAGAAGAUCAGUCAGCUACCCAGACUCUUCCAACAUUGAUAACCGUUUUGGCGGAUCGUCCUCAGAAGAACCACCUCAACUUGCUCCUGCAGAAGAUGUGGAUGCUGUCAGCCAACCUAUCAAGGCAUUCCCUCUGCCACAGCGUCAACG